Molecule: messenger RNA, 1825 nt
Organism: Rotaria sp. Silwood2
Lineage: Eukaryota; Metazoa; Rotifera; Eurotatoria; Philodinida; Philodinidae
Source: the annotation of a GenBank genome assembly
AUGCAUCUAUUCGUUGCUUUUAUUUGUCGUUCAAUUGCCAAAUUAGUUUUUAUUCAUCUUAUUGUUGGUGGUUAUACACGUACGAUGAUAUCAUAUACACAAGAUAAAUGUGGAAAUAUUGAAGUACAUUCAAAAUCAUCGAAUUUAUUUCAUGUAAGUUUAUAAUUUUAUUAUUAUAUAAAAACUAUAAAUAAAUUCUAAUUAAUGAUUUUCUUUUUGUAAAAGAAAAUAUACGAGCUGUUUGAUAAGAUUUUUUGAUAAUUGAUUUUCAAGGAGAAGACUAAAAAUAUUUCACGAAGGUUUUUUUUCUCGAGAUAUGAUGUAAUAAUAAGAAGAUACAAUAUUCUAUUAUACACUUGACUUUGUUUGUUGUUUGUAGAAUUUUAACAGUUACAGGAAAAUCUUCAUUCUACGUAUGAGAAGUAGAAGAAUACACUUACGUUUCGGGUACCUUGUGAUAUGGGAUGCUGUCUAAUGACAUAUUCAAUAAAGCGAUUUCUUCUCUAAGAUUAAUGCUAGCUGUAGAUUUGGACAGAACACCAGCUUGACGAAGAGUUCUUGAGUUCUUCAUAUACACUAACUAACUACAACAAUGGAUGUAUGUCACAAUGUAAUCAGUAUGCUAUUGGACGGAUGAUUCAAGACAAAUAGUUGCUAGUGACUUAUCCAGAGUUAUUUCGUGCCUGAUGAUAUUGAGGUUUGAACACAAUAAUUUGUAUAUAUAUAUCGGACUACAUAGCCACUCAACCAUGACGGCUGUAUCAGAAUUCAAAUAGGUUUAGUUCGAUUCCAAAAUAAAAAACACCCGAAUCAAUCUCAUCUCUGCUGCAUAUGAUGAUUUCAGCUGCAUUAUUAUAAUUUUGCUUGUCAAGAAUAUUUACAUGCAUCGAGUUACCGUUGUAUUUUGGUAGGUUUAUUUCGUGUUGUAAUACAAAAGUUCGGUUGUGAAACAUUAUUUAAACGUAUCAUUGAUUGUAUAUGAAUAACAUCUUCUUAUACUAAAAGAAAUAUUUUUUAUUAUUGCAUAUCUCGAGAAAAAAAUAAAUGAUGGUGAAGAAAUGUGUUCCAAAAUCAUUAGAGUAAAACAAUUUUCUCUGUAAUAAGUAUUGGUAGCUACAUUGUGUUUUACAUUAUAGUCUUGCAGCAAUAAAAACUGAGAAGAAAAUUACACUUUAUAUCUUAAGAGAUAGUCUAAGAUCAAUUUCUAAAUACUACAAAUUUCAAAAAAGAAAGUGAAGUUAGAAGACUGUUUGCAAUAAAAAUAAUCAAGAUAAUCUUCCAUGAAAUAUUAAUUAUCUUUAGGGAUAUAACGAUGACGAAGAUUAGCCGCGUCCAAUGCUCACCCCUAAUAGCGGUGUACUGAUCCGGACAUGCAUGUGGAGAAUCAACAGUGAUUUUGCAUUUGUUUCGACUUUUAUCAUCGGAGGAAGUCUACUUCAAGAAAAUAGCUGAUUUUUCUAAAACAAAUGACUAAAUGGUAAAAACUACGUUUUUCUCAAACGAGAAGAUCGCACUCAAGAAUUUCUGCAAACCUCGUAAAGAUUUGUAUUCCUAUAUCCUGAAAAUCGUUAACCUAUUUUUAUAAAGUUCAGCUGUUUUCUUGAACUAUUCUUCUCAACUGAAAUAAAUGCGAAAACCUCGGAUUUAAAUCCGAGUGUUAUGUGUACUUCAAAAAGUGAAAAGGUAUAUUCACUGUGUUUUUUGUCACUAAAUUGCAAGGAGAAAAUACAGACGUGCUAAGUUAGCAUGGACCAUACUGUAUGCGACCCUAUCCGGUGACCACUGACUCUACUCUCACAGUGAUAUUAUAUCUUUAGAAAUCACA